This is a messenger RNA of Harpia harpyja (harpy eagle), 2262 nucleotides long. It is a transcript of the gene TMEM106C, whose product is annotated as transmembrane protein 106C. The record is from RefSeq and is a predicted model, not a curated record. The coding region runs from base 115 to 906 and encodes 263 amino acids. The transcript has 8 exons. Lineage: Eukaryota; Metazoa; Chordata; Aves; Accipitriformes; Accipitridae.
GGAGGGGGGUGGGUGGGGCGAGGGCUGGGCUCCGCCCACCGGCGCCUCGCGGCGUUGUCAUAGAGACGGCGGCUGCGCGGGAGGAGGUUAUGCAGCUUUUCUACAGCAGCUGCGAUGGGUUCUGUGCUUUCCUUCUCUGUUAAUAAUGCUACCUCAAGGCAGAGGAAGAAGGCUGAGGAUGACGAUGAAGACUUACUCGAUAGCCGAGACCGUGUGGAAGACAUUGCCAAGUUUCCGUAUGUUGAAUUCACAGGUCAGGACAGCAUCACCUGUCCCACUUGCCAAGGCACUGGCUGCAUUCCCACAGAGCAGGUAAAUGAGUUGGUGGCUCUGAUACCCUACAGCGACCAACGUCUUCGUCCACAGAGAACGAAGCUGUAUGUCCUGCUGUCGGUGCUGCUCUGCCUGCUGAUAUCAGGGCUGGUGGUUUUCUUCCUAUUCCCUCACUCCGUCCUGGUGGAUGACGACGGUAUUAAAGUGGUUCAGGUUUGGUUCGACAAGAAGAACUCCGUUGUCAUUCUUGCCAUCACGGCCACCUUACGGAUCAGGAACUCCAACUUCUACUCGGUGUCGGUGCCCAGCCUGACUAGUCAGGUGCAGUACAUGAACACUGUGGUGGGAACCCAGCAGAUCACCAAUGUCUCCAGCAUCCAGCCACUGAGUGACAAACUGGUGAAUUUCACUGUGAAGGCAGAGCUGGGUGGACCCUUCUCCUAUGUGUAUUUCUUUUGCACAUUUCCCAAGGUGAAGGUACAUAACAUAGUGAUCUUCAUGAGGACAUCGGUGAAGCUCUCUUACAUCGGCCACGAGACGCAGAGCGCUUUGGAAACGUACCACUACGUGGAUUGCAGUACCAACUCCACGGCUGCCCAGGACCCGCUGCCUCCGCUGUCCCCCUUGAUAUGAGACGCAGCCAAAGCCAAGAGCAAGCCCUGAGGGCACAGCUGAUGUUUUCUGUGGGUGGAUGGUUGUGCAGAUGGGUUUCUAGAAGGGAUCAGGAGCUUUCAAAUAGAAGCAGAGGGAUCACGAGUGACUUUGGGAGAUAUUUGAAAGCUCUGGGUCCCUUUCGUGCUCUUCCACGUGCAGCUGGGCUGCACUGCUGUCCUGUCCAUGAAACCUGCUUGGGGUGGUGUUCAUGUGCAAGCCAACAGGCCCCUUCCCAAAGUCAGGGUGCUGCUGGGCCUGCAUUCCUCUUCGGUUCCGAAGAACUAGUUUUCGGUAGGGAAACUGGACUCUCAAGCUUCAUGCUUUGGGGUCUGAAGAUCCCAAAGGUUUAGAGUUGACUUUUGCAGCUGUUUUGAAGCUUCGCACUGUGUCGGAUCCUUUCAGGGUAAACUAAUUAGUUCUGUGCAAUUAAUUUAUUCCACUUUUGUUCAGUGGCAGCAUGUCACUGGCUUGUUUCAAAGCAGAUCUUGAUAAAAAGGGAUAGUUCUUGUAAAGAACACACAGAUAAGUCUUCCACCUCCAACUUGCGCUAGAAGGAGGCAAAGGAAUCAAAACCUUUGAAACAUGCUUUCUCUGUAGCGCAGAUUUUGUUUGCUGGCAGCUGAGGCCACCUACAGCAAACCAAUACCAAAACAUCGCAGUCUUCAUGAAGGCGGCCUCAGUAAGCACAGUGCUGCUGGGGACGUGCAAAGGGUCCGUGCAAAUUUGACCUUCCUCCUCCUCCGCGCACAGCUCUGAACCUUCCUCUCCCCACGUUCGCAGCUGCAGGGUCUCUGGGGUUUGAAACCAGGGGAACUUGUAGCUCAGUGGUGCUUUGUACUUCUGCUUGCUGCAAACAAGUGCGGAUUUAAACUGAUUUUUGUGGGAGUUUGGUGUCUCAAAACCUUACCUCCCAGGAGCCCGUCGUUCCCGACAGAUCGUAUCAACUGCAUUCUUAAAGCAAGUAAAUGUGAAAGCUCAGCCUGCCGCAGCUCUCGCUGCGGACUUGUACUGUUUGCAGCUUGGAGGAUUUCAUUUUGCUUCUGCCCUUUGUAGUUUUUCUGGAACUUGAUUGCUACAGCUGCCCUCGUUUCCUCUCUGCCUGCACCUACCCCUUUCCCUGGCUGCCUGUUGGAUGUGAGGUCGUGUGAGUGUGUGUGGAAAGAAAGCACAGGUAAAGGCUGCAAGGCGAAUGGAUCGUGGUGUUUUUCAAUGAAGGACGCUUUAUUUUGUGCAAGUGUGAAACAAAAACACACCUUGCUUUUUUAAGAAGUGGCAUUUCUGCCUAGUGGGGUUUCUAGAACUGAAUUCUACUCAUUAAAGCCGAGUUGUAUGUUA